AGUGGUUAUCUUUUUCCUCGCGCAAAAGGCACAUCUUCGAGAGAGAAAGCGAAUCGGCACCUGUCCGAAUUAUUUGUUUGAUUUGUCUCGUUUUGGUUGUUUUGUAUUGCCUGUCGUUAUUCGGGAUUUGUUGUGUGAACGUUGUCAUUUACUUCGUCCUGGGUCGCUUACUGUGCAGUAGGCUAUAGGUGUACUAAUUCACGUAGCCUACACUUUUUAAACCUACGGCGCCUUUCAACGUUCGUUUACCGUUUAUCGUGGCAAAGGAGGAGUCUCAAAUAGUCUUAUUUUUUAAUUAUAUUUUGACAUUGGUAAAUAGCGCUCUGCGGACUGGACCAAUGAGUUGCCCAUGCCCAGCGGAUCCACGAGUUCACGCUCAAUGGCUGGACCGAUGUGCGCCAGCAGACCCCGGAAACACACACCUCUGAUGGAUAAUUUAUCUACCGUUUUCGAGCUGCUUUCGGGCCCUUUGCACUUUCUUUAUACCUUAUGUUGUGCAUAAAGCCUUGAGGUAGGACUCGGAGUUGUAGAGCCGAAAGCAGUUGAGAUAAUGCCGCUUGCCCAACUCGACCUUUGGUCUGAACCGAGUCGACCUGUUUUACCUGGGCGCAUGCUGAGAAUCCUCUCGUUCUGAAUCACAAAAGGAGCCUGCUGUCUGGACUUCUAUGUGGUUGGGAAUACAAAAGUUGAACACUGAAAACUUUAGUCUACUCAAGACGGCAAGAAGUGAAGAUGGUUACGUGUUCAACGUGUAUUUCAUUAAAUUGGCAUCCAGUGUAAUAAACAUCAUCAGUGAUGUAGUGAGUCUGUUCAUAUGUGUGUUCAUCAUUUGCGGUAAAUAUUCACAACUGCUCAAACAGGGGACUAUGAAGAUGCUACUCUUCCGUAAAUUCCGGGUUUUGAUUCUCAUGGUGUUUCUAAUCGCCUGCUCGAUGCACAUCUUGAUAGAUUUGUUACCAAAGCUGGAGAAGCGCAGCAACAUCGGCUGCUCCUGCUCGCACACGCCGAGCAAGGACCCUCAGAACUGGGCUAAACACCGAGCCAGGUCGGGAGUGGAGUCGGGCUGGCCUAACAAACACACUCUGAGAAUCCUCCAGGACUUCAGCAAUGAGCCAAACUCUAACAUCUCUUCCCAUUCUCUGGAGAAGACCCCCAAAGCAGGGGACAAAACGGAAGCCUUUAAACGGCCUGAACAUUUUCCGCAAAAUGGUGACAAGAAUAGACGGUUUAUACAGGACACUGUGGUCAACAAAAACGUACCUGUCAAGGGUUCAAGGUUGCUGUCGCUGUUUGACCACCCGUUAUUCAAGAGAGCCUUACCAUCUCUGACCGACGAGGACACCUUAUUCAACGUCAACACAGACAUCAGAUUAGACCCCAAAGCCACAGAGAAUCAGGAAUGGUAACAUAUUUUUUUAUAUUGAUAUUUAUAGACCAUCACCACAAUCUGAAAGUGAUUAUUAGCCAACUCAAAUUCAACUCAAGACAUGAACAUAAAUUAAACAAACAAUACACCAAGGAUAUGAUGUGUUAAUUACAAAUGUAAUCUUGUUACUAUACAUUAAUAAAGGUGUUAUUACACAAAGGGUUAUAGGCUACCUAACCAUAUUAUCAAAUGUCCCUCUUGCAAAUUCAAGUCACUUUGCAAAACAUGUCACCUCUUAACACAUGAAACACUAAAACAGCUGAAACACUAAAACAGCUGAAACACUAAAACAGCUGAAACACUAAAACAGCUGAAACACUAAAACAGCUGAAACACUAAAACAGCUGAAACACUAAAACAGCUGAAACACUAAAACAGCUGAAACACUAAAAAGGAGGGCGGUCUAGGGGUUACACAAAAUGCAUAAUCAUGUCAUCCUCCCCAUUGUAAUAACACUGAUCACCUCUCCCUCCUACUCCCUCCCCUCUUCCCCCCCAGGCACGCUGAGGGGAACAUGGAGGAGUACACUCCAACAGGAGGGGAGCUGGCGGCUGACUCCUACCCCAACUGGCUCCGCUUCCACAUAGGGAUUAAUCGAUAUGAGCUCUACUCCAGACACAACCCAGUCAUCGAUGCCCUCCUCAGGGACCUGGUCUCACAGAGAAUCACCAGCGUCGGUAAGUCAGAGGAGAGGAGAAGGUAGCUUCUCUAUAGCCUUGUUCCAGAUCUGUUUUUGCUUCGUUCAGCCAACUCUCAUGCCAUAGAAGUUGAGAAACUAGCCUGGUCCCAGAUCUGUAUGUGGUUUGUUUAGCCAACUCCUCUGACUAUCAUUGUCACAGAGAACUUGGCGAAGGCACAUACAGAUGGGACCGGGCUAGUUUUUUCUGUGUAUGGCUCAACAACCAUAGUCAGAGGAGUUGGCUAAAUGAAGCACAUAAACAGAUCUGGGACCAGGCUCAUUUCUCCUCUGUAUGGCUCAACAACAGUAGUCAGAGGAGUUGGCUAAACGAAGCACAUAAACAGAUCUGGAACCAGGCUCAUUUCUGCUCUGUAUGGCACAACAACAGCAGUCAGAGGAGUUGGCUAAACGGAGCAUAUAAACAGAUCUGGGACCAGGCUAGGUUCUCUCUAAAGAUCUACACACAGUGAAAUGAGAGGAUGCAGGGUGGAUGCAGCUUGGUCUGGCAGUAUGGCCAGCUACAUGUUGUGCUCCCUCCAGCCCAUGUAAUUACACAGCUAUAUGACUGCUGAGAGGCCAGGAUGUCAAUACCAAUUGAGACUACAGAAGCCAGCAGUUGGUAGGUUGGGUUUUUCUCUAUAUAGCAAGCUACAGUCACACCUACUUCACUCAUUCACAGAAGGAAUACAAUACAAAUGAUGAAUGGAUAUUAUAUACUGUAUAUUGAUAGUGUAUGACAAAUUCAAUUUUCUAGUUGAUAGGUGUCAUAUUUGGUAAUGUGAAUUUGCUUCAACCUAACCCACACUAGGACACGUAGAACAUAGAGCCUAAAGCCUUUGGGUCUGUUACAUGAGGGCAUCUUCCCUAUAGAGUGGGUAUGCAAACAGUCUAGAGACUGAAGCAUUGACAUUUUCCUUUUGAACGGUUCACCCUCUUCUCUCCUUUGCACAGCACAUGUCAACAUCUCUUUUACAUAAAACAAUAUUUUCUCAAAGCUAUAAUGAUAUUUUUGAAAGAACUAGUGGCUAUUUCUUGGGGCCAAUUUGUUUUACUGACCAAGAAAAUGACUUUGUUGAAUUUUGUCCCUUUUUGGAUGUGAGGAUUCCAGCAUCUGCUCUCUGAACAGCUGUCUCAGGAGUCCCUGUAGAAUGGCUUAUUAUGUUCUAAGUUCUAGAGCGAGAGAGAGAGAGGGAAGAAAGAAGAGAGCGAGAGAGAACAGAGAGAACAGAUAGAACAGAAAGAACAGAGAGAGAAAACAGACAGCGAUGUGAAUGCACUCUCUGUCCUUCACCUCCCAGUCUCCUUCCUGAUCAAACAAACACUGUGACAUCAUCUGUCACUCACACUGUGUACACAGUCACACACAGUCUGAACUGAAUCGGUGGGAGAGGUUGACCAUCCUCUGGAGGGGGAAAUCCAUUACGUAUUUGAUUAGAUCAUAUCUGAAGAUUUCAUUGUACUCUACAAUAUCAUCCAGGCUCCCGAGUGGCGCAGCGGUCUAAGGCACUGCAUCUCAGUGUUUGAGGCGUCACUACAGACCCCCUGGUUCAAUUCCAGGCUGUAUCACAACCGGCCGUGAUUGGGAGUCCCAUAUGGUGGCGCACAAUUGGCCCAGCGUCGUCUGGGUUUGGCCAGUGUAGGCCGUCAUUGUAAAUAAGAAUUUGUUCUUAACUGAUGAUUUCCUUGUCAUCCAGUGAGAAUGAUUCUGCCAUAUUGUGUAUUUGCUGUCAAUUAUGAUUUGAGUUGUUUGUCUUUGUGUGUUUCCAACAGCCAUGAAGUCUGGAGGCACCCAGCUGAAACUCAUCAUGACGUUCCAGAACUAUGGACAGGCUCUGUUCAAACCUAUGAAGUAA
Molecule: messenger RNA, 3958 nt
Organism: Coregonus sp. 'balchen'
Lineage: Eukaryota; Metazoa; Chordata; Actinopteri; Salmoniformes; Salmonidae
Source: the annotation of a GenBank genome assembly